Spodoptera litura is the source of this 778-nucleotide messenger RNA. The record is from RefSeq and is a predicted model, not a curated record. Lineage: Eukaryota; Metazoa; Arthropoda; Insecta; Lepidoptera; Noctuidae.
AAAAAACACGUGACACCGGUGGUAUCCGUUGGUAUUGGUACCGGUACUGGUGUAAUUGGACAAGUAAUGGCCGAUGUCAAAACUGGAAAAAAUAAAUGUGAAAUCCUUUGCAAACUUCGUAAAGCGGUUAAACAUGGAAAGCUGCCUCGAACUAUAAUGGAAAAUAUUCUUGCUGUUAUUCACCCAGCUGAUAAAAAAGUGGAUGUUGUAAAGAAAGUACAAAAUGUAUUGGAAAAGAAGCACAUUCCCACAGAAGUGAAGAAAAAGGUGCACUGCAACCAGCAAUCUGAUACAAAAAACGAAAUUUUGAAAAAAGUCGGUGAAGCGGUAAAUAAGGGUCAGUUAUCUCGCAGCGUGUUAGAUGAACUAACAGAUGAAAUAAGUCCAGAAGACAAAAAGUGUCAGAUAAUAAAGAAAGUUAGUAAAGCAAUUGCAAAGAGACACCUAACAAAUGCUGUAGCUGAAAAUGUAUUAGCCGAUGUUUACAAAAGUAACACAAAAUGUGAUGUCUUCAGAAAAGUUGAAAAAGCCAUUCAGAAAGGUCAAUUGCCCCAAUCGAUCUUAGAUGAUGUUGUUGCUAAUUUGAAGCUUAGCGACAACAAGUCUGCAGUCAUCAAGAAAGUUUGUAAGGGUAAGAUCAAUUUACGAUUCCUUGACACAACUGAAAACUACUAUGACCAAAUUGUUGUUACAUUAUUUAACAUAGUUAAAUUAGUUACCGUUAGUUAGCAUAAGGGCCCGUUGGUAGAGGGUGCCCUAGACGGACAUAUACUGAUCA